Protopolystoma xenopodis is the source of this 537-nucleotide messenger RNA. NCBI's taxonomy places the organism in Eukaryota, Metazoa, Platyhelminthes, Monogenea, Polystomatidea, Polystomatidae. The record is from the annotation of a GenBank genome assembly.
AUGCACAGACACAGACACAAACUCAAACAUGGACACAGACUCAGAUACAGUCACGGACACUCUUUUCGCACUGGCUUGGAUGUUGGCGAAUUGGUAAUUGCUACUCAGUUCCCGUCUUUAUCGAUCGCUUCCACCGCUUCCACCGCCUCCACCGCCUCCAUCGCCUCGGUGCCGGUCCGACGCGGCUCUCUACUCGGACUUGUAGCCGCCUGCGUGAUGGCGAGCACAGAGUCCGCUCCUGCCAUUGGCGACGGCUCGCCGUCAUAUCCGCCUGGCCUACUCACGACUCGCCUCACCUCACCUCACCUCACCUCGGUCUGUCGGUGUGCGCCGGCACUCACGGCGCCUGAGCGACCAGAUGCUCUCUCACCUCGGCCUGCAAAGGCUGCAUGUAUGCCGUCCUGCCUGCUUGCCUGCCUGUCGAUGUGUAGGCGUAUGCACGUACGUCGUGUGGAUAGGAGACUGUUAAUCAGCUCUCCGAUCGAUCCGCCUCGAUGGGCCGUGUUCCGCAGGCCCGGGUUCACCGGUCUCUCCUGA